This is a messenger RNA of Mixia osmundae IAM 14324, 1713 nucleotides long. RefSeq lists its product as uncharacterized. The record is from RefSeq and is a predicted model, not a curated record. The coding region runs from base 1 to 1713 and encodes 570 amino acids. NCBI's taxonomy places the organism in Eukaryota, Fungi, Basidiomycota, Mixiomycetes, Mixiales, Mixiaceae. The transcript has a single exon.
AUGGGCGAUUCGCCGGCUUUUCUGGCUUUCAAGGAAUCCUAUGGUAACUCUAGUACGAGCAGUGUGGAAUCCGACACCGUCGCUGGCGCACUACGCAAGCUGGAGGGCCGUCCUACCCACGGUGUGACGAUCCCUCGCCUAGUCAGCGAUCGUGAGGCUCAGCAGAAGGAGCGUAGGCGGAAGACGUUUGAGGAGUUCUUGACCGACCAAGCCAGAGAAUACCUUUCGACUGUCAACGCUGCCUCUACGGAAAGCUCACGAACCAGUAGCUUCCCUGUCACGCCUACGCUUGAUGACCGAGGUCUUCACGACGAGGAAAGCCGGCGAGAAGAAGUCUGGAUAAGCAUGCAGCCAAGCACAAGUCUCCAAAGCUAUUGGUCGCCGAGUCUGGCCAGCGAGUCUGAAUUCAGCAAAAGCUUGGGUCUUGGGCGAUCGAUUGCAAGCACGAUGCUUGACUACAGACGUACCAGCACGCCUGCUCGAUCUUCUGUCCAAAGCAACUCUGGCCCGGCGUCAUUGAGAGCAGCGUCGCCCAGUGACCCAUCGGAAGAAGAAGAGAGCCUCAUAGAUAUUUGUACUGCGCGCUACAUACAGGCUAAGCGAAGUCAGCAAGCUGCCGCGCGCAUGCCGGUAACGCAAGCGCUCCAUCCCUCAUCUGCUCGUCUUGGGGUCAGUCGACAUGCCAGCCAGCCCAAUCUGUCAGCUUCUGCUCGCGCGACGGAUCUGGAUCUCAGCACGAUGACACAGCUGGGCGCUAGCACGUGCGAGAACGACAUGCUACUGCACACACCAGGCUCGGAAGUCUCUCAAUUCCAUCUGGAACGGCAUCCUGCGCUGCAAAGCUCCAUCAGCGCGCCUGUCUCACCAACGCUAGGCAGACGGACACGUAUGAUCCAAUCACGCGAAGAAGACUUGAAGACGCUACAGACGCCUCUCAUGCAUGAUCUGGCGUGGAUCGUUUCGGCUUUCGAUGCCGCUCAGCCUCCUGCCUUACCAUCUGCGCCAUCUUUGCCUAUCGAGCCAGAAGAGCCAGCACCCUCGACGCAGCAGCGGCGUGAGAGCAAGCAGAAAUUGCAGUAUACCUACACUUCUUGUCGCGAUCUGGCCAAAUUGCGCCGGGCUACUGCACAGUCGUUUGAUAUUGCCGAUAUGACGAGACACACCUCUCACGAUUCCGUCGACAGCACUUCAUCUGCUAUGACGAGUGACUCUGGUAUUAGCAGGCUACCACGUACUACCAGCCUCUCGCCUCGCGCUCAGAUGAUGUAUCGCGGCCUGUCUGCCGCAUCUUCAACCUUUACGUCGAUUCACUCCUCUUCGCCAGCGAUAUCCGAGUCGAAACAGCAGAUCAGGACGAUGCCAGCCUGGCCUUUGUCGCUCGAGGAGGCACCUUGCGAUCCCGACAUGACUGUCCAAGCAGACCGACGGCCAGGCUCAAGCAAUGCGAUGGCGUUGACGCCCAGAACAUGGUCGAAGCACUUUCGUCGAGCGUCUAGCUUUGUUCCUCGCUCCGCCGCUGCAUCGCCAACUUUCGAGCCGCCGCAUGAAUCUGUCACUGCGCGGCGAGGUGUCGUUACUCGUGCCCGACACUGGCUCAAGUCGGGUGAACGUAGGAGCAUUCAAAGCAAGACCACCCGGCAAAGCGCUCUGCUGGAAGCCGACAGACGCAAGCUCGCCACAAUGCUUCAGCCCGAGCAUUCUGUAUUUGAUUAG